Molecule: messenger RNA, 2454 nt
Organism: Durio zibethinus
Lineage: Eukaryota; Viridiplantae; Streptophyta; Magnoliopsida; Malvales; Malvaceae
Source: RefSeq, a predicted model, not a curated record
UUCAUUUUUCUUGUUGGAAUCGCACAUUCCAUGUAUUUUCGAACACAAAUACACAAGCUUACUUUCCUUUAUCUAAAAGAAAACCAAAAUAAAAGCAAGACGUUCAACCAAAACGGAAAGCCAACACAAUUUUUUGUUUCUUUUAUUCAUUCUUUAUGGUUGAAUACAUAUAGUUUUACAUUUUACGAUCUUAAUAAUAACAAAAAUAUUGGUUUCUUUGAUUGGAUCCUUAUAUUCAACCUCGUCCGCUGUCCCUCCAAAACUUUUACCAAUUGCAAGAGAGAACAGUUGGAUUCCCCAUUUCAUUGGGCAAAGCUCUUUUCUUUUUCUUUUAAUUUUUAUCAACAAGACCGGCGGCAUUGAAUCCAUUCAUCCGUUGAUUUAGGAACCAAUUCAAUUAAAUUAGAUCAGAUUAGAUCUCCCAACACUAAGACAAAGACAAAGACGAAGAUUGGGUAAAGCCCUUUUCUUUUUCUCUUGCUGCCCGCCAGAAUCCUCUGCUUCCUUUCUCCAUAUCUAUAUACAUGCUGGCAUCACUUUGUCAUAUUCUCCAUUUAAUUUUUUCCGCUUCAAAUUUAUCUGCUGCCAAUCAUUCAACGUGGGCUCCAAGGCCCUUGCUAAAGGAUACCAGAGAAUGCGCAUAACAGUGUUGCAGGAAACUACUUUUAUUUUCAAUAUCUACUCUUAGCUAAGCUCAAGUUCUCUACUGCAAGUUGGUUUUUCUAAAGGGGAUCACAUAUCUAAACCAUGGGAGAGUGGGUCAUUGGAGCAUUCAUCAACCUCAUUGGCAGUAUUGCCAUCAACUUUGGGACAAACCUUCUUAAAUUAGGUCACAAUGAGUGUGCGGUGAAACAUUAUCAAAUGUGAACAUCAAAAUUUGAUGCUAUACCUCAUUAUUCAAGAGAAAGACAUUCCAUAAUGGAUGGUGAACGAAUAGCUGGAAAGAAUUCAUUGAAGCCUAUCAUAUACUUUCAAACUUGGAGAGUCGGUAUUCUCUUUUUCAUUCUUGGGAAUUGCCUGAACUUCAUUUCCUUUGGUUAUGCUGCUCAGUCACUGCUCGCAGCCUUGGGAUCUGUUCAGUUUUUAUCCAACAUUGCAUUUGCUUACUUCGUGUUAAACAAAAUGGUUACUGUAAAGGUACUUGUAGCAACUGCAUUUAUAGUUCUUGGAAAUAUUUUUCUUGUCGCCUUCGGCAACCACCAGUCUCCUGUUUAUACACCAGAACAGUUAGCGGAGAAAUACAGCAACAUAACAUUCCUUCUUUACUGUCUGAUUUUGAUCUUAGUUGUUGCAUUAUAUCACUCUAUCUACAGGAGAGGAGAACUUCUCCUUACUGUUUCUGCUCAAGACCUUAGACCAUAUUGGAACAUGCUGCUUCCUUUUUCAUAUGCUGUAGUUUCAGGUGCUUUAGGAUCAUGCUCAGUGUUAUUUGCAAAAUCUCUCUCUAACCUUCUAAGGUUGGCGAUGUCCAAUGGUUAUGAGUUGCACAGCUGGUUCACAUACUCCAUGAUACUUUUAUUUCUUAGUACGGCUGGAUUUUGGAUGGCAAGGUUGAAUGAAGGGUUGUCACUCUUUGAUGCAAUCCUUAUUGUUCCCAUGUUUCAAAUUGCUUGGACUUUCUUCUCCAUUUGUACUGGAUUUAUAUACUUCCAGGAAUAUCAGGUGUUUGAUGCACUGAGGACAACAAUGUUCAUACUAGGAAUGCUGUCUGUGUUCAUAGGCAUUUGUUUAUUGGCACCUGAUGAGUUAAGAGGUGGCGAAGUAAAGGAUAAUGCACAUCUAGAUUCUAUUAUGUCCUCCAGCAAUUCGACUGAAACUGACAGGUUGAUCUUAUUAUCUGAAGAUGCACAAAAUAAAGAGAUAAAAUCAUUUACACAAGGAACGAUGAUGAAGAUCACUGAUAUGCUGGCCAAGGCAAAGACAACAUGCUCUUUAUCACUAGGUUUUGGAGUGGAUUCCAUCAAUGCAUCUGCAGUUCUUGUAAUGCCUAUGGUAUCAUCAAAGGCAACAGGCUUUAGAGGAAGUGGGUUUGAUCAGAGUCGGAUAUUCUCCAUGAGAAAUUCUAGUUGGAGUAGAGUUGCAAUGGAUGAAAAUAGUGCAAAGAUGUUGAAUGGAGGCCCAGUGCUCCCUCAAAGCCUCAGAUAGGGUUGGCAAUGUCAAUGAACAUUGAUCUUUUUCUUUUCUUCUCAUCCUAGUAGCAUGGGAUUGAUUUGUUCGUGUGCGAUUUGUUAAGCUUAGUCUUGCUCAUAGAAACCUCACACUCGUGUUUCUACAUUGUAUAGUCUUGCUUACUUGAUCAGAAAGAAAGGAAAUACUCAUUUUUGGAGUCUGUAAUUAAGUAAAAGCACACUGAUGGACAACUGUGCCCUUGUCGGGUUAUUCCAAAACAUUUUAUCGAAGUUAGCAACAUAUUUGUGUCAUGACGAGUUCUUGCAUCCAUAUUGCAUCUACAUC